This is a messenger RNA of Scophthalmus maximus (turbot), 3467 nucleotides long. RefSeq names its product SH3 domain containing ring finger 2 (gene sh3rf2). Lineage: Eukaryota; Metazoa; Chordata; Actinopteri; Pleuronectiformes; Scophthalmidae. The record is from RefSeq and is a predicted model, not a curated record. Bases 494 to 3067 code for a protein of 857 amino acids. Gene Ontology annotation, molecular function: protein binding; ubiquitin protein ligase activity. Gene Ontology annotation, biological process: protein ubiquitination; positive regulation of JNK cascade; positive regulation of proteasomal ubiquitin-dependent protein catabolic process. The transcript is spliced from 13 exons.
UCCGAAUGGAUCCGCCCGGCUGCGGGGGAACCGUGACAUGAGUUACCUGCUGGUUGGAACUCACUGGGUCUCACGUCGUCCCAAAUAUCGGGACGAGCGAGCUGAGUGGUGUCACGGUGAAAGAAAAAAAAAAUAGAACAAAACAAGGAAAGGAAAGACGCCACUCGUGCGUCGUCGCGCGUCGUCGCGCGUCGUCCGGCACUCGGGACGCUGCGUCAUCGCGACGGCGUCGGAGAAUUGAGUCGCUUCCCCGAUCGGAGUUCUGUGGAAUACGAGCGUGGCUGCGAUCGCGUACACAUCCAGGUGAGCACAUGACACCUGUAAGCCUGGAACAAACAACAUCGGUGCAGUGUUUACUACGAGUGGCUAACCUCGGAUGUGUUUCCUGUCAGCCAGCUGGUUGCUACAGUGAAGGACUUUGUAUGGUGGAUUACAGUUCUUCACUUGCACCAGCAGGGGCCCUAGUCUCACAGAGAGGGGGCCCCGUAUAAAAAUGGAGGAACUGGCUCUGAUGACAUUGCUGGAGUGUCCCCUGUGCUCCGAGCAGCUGGAUGUGUCCGCCAAGGUCCUGCCCUGCCAGCACACUUUCUGUGCGACCUGCCUGCAGAAGCAGGAGACGGCCCACUCCCAGCUGCUGUGCCCCGAGUGCCGUGCCCCCGUCCCAGCCCGGACGGUGGAGGAGCUCCCUGCAAACCUCCUGCUCGUGCGGCUCCUGGAGGGGCUCCAGGGCUCCACGGGGCCCGACGGGUACAAACAAAGCGGCCGCUACGCUGUGCCCUUGGCGAGGGGCAGCUCCGCGGUCAGGGAGGGUCAGCAGCAGCAGGAGGGUCAACACAGAUGGACGCAAGUGCACAGUGAGCUUCCUGUCAGAGCUCUGUCGCGAAACCAGCCAGGUGAUGUGUCAGGAAAGCCGGUCCUCCUCGCGCAUGGUAACAGUAUCAUGCGGAAACAAAAAGUGGACGAAAACUGGCACCAAGGAAACGGUGCGCAGCAGGCCGUCGACCAGAUGCCUCAGCUGCAGCCGCUCCAGCAGCCCCAACAGCUGGUUUUCUGCAGGGCGCUGUACAACUUUAAACCAGAAGAAAUGAAUGUGGAUGACAGUAAAUAUUGUCUCAGCUUCCUCAAGGGAGACAUCCUCACUGUCAUCCGACGGGUGGAUGAACACUGGAUUGAAGCCAAGAUAGGGGACAAAGUUGGAAUUUGCCCUCAGCAAUUUACUGAGCUCCUCUCUCAGCACCAGUCAACCCUCACUGGCUUAUUGGCUGGUACUUAUCCUGCUGUCUGCCUGUCUGUCAAACAAGUUGUAGGGCCAAUCUCAGGACCUUCCAAACUGCCAGAGGGGAAGAGUCGGAGGGUGAGUGACUCAGCAGAAUUUCACCAGCGAACUGGGAAAGGGGGCAAAGACAAGGCCACUGACUCACCCAACAGGACCAGCCAUUACGGAGUCCCUCAAGUUCCAGCUAAGGCACCCAUCAUCAAUGCUUUGCCCGUCUCCGGCCAGCGGAAACAGCCCGCAGCCAGCAGCAGCAACUUGUAUCAGACGACCAAAGCAGAGACAACCACCAUCAGCUCCAUUAACGGCUUCAACCACCAGGGUCAGCCACAGCGCGUCUCUGUGCACUCUGCAGCCUGGGGCCUCUCUCACCCCUCCAGAGUGAACUCUCAUCGAAUUAGACGCCACUCUGACACUACGCACAGACACCUGUCACAUAGUAAGAAGAUGACCAGUGAGACGCCACCCACCAUUUCUAUGGCUCUGGUAAACCCCCAGAUGUCCUCUGCCUCCGCAGACAGUAAAAACUCCUCCACGCAGCAGCUUUCCAUCAGUGUGUGUGCUGUCCUGUACUCCUACAAACCACGACGGCCAGAGGAGCUGGAGCUGAGGAAGGGAGAGAUGGUGGGAGUGUACGGAAAGUUCAAAGAGGGCUGGCUGCGAGGGUUAUCGCUCAGAACGGGCAAAGUGGGCAUUUUGCCAAGCAACUACAUCACGCCUGUGCUCAGAACCUCGGCCAGACUCCUGGAGACCAAAGCAGCUAAUGCGUCCACACAGCACAACGCAGUAGCUGGAAAGAAACCCACUGCUGCCAAGAAUCCUCCUGUGGUCCUCGCUCUUGAUAGGGUGAACACUGAUGGAGCAAUAUACUCAACAGGACAGGUUCCAUCCGUGCCAAAUGGAGCACAGCAUGCAAUGUCAUCCUCUGGCACUGGAAAACAGUCCUUCUAUGGUCAUUCGCAAGGUUGGGACACUGUGAGGCGUAUUUUUAACCCUCAUAGAGGCUCAAACCACUUCUCCCAUACGUCCACUUUGAAUGUCCUGUCCAACUCGCAGCACUUUGCACAAGUUACACCGUCUGGCUACUCACCUGCCAUGCAGAAGAAGAAAAACAGCAGCAUCCUGUCCAGCUCUGGCAGACCGAUGGGCUGGAUGACUGAGCCCGCAGCACCCUCUGCUGCUGCAGUCCAGAAGGACAGGGACUUCUCUGCCUGGCACGAGGCAACCUUUCAGCAUGAUAGACAGUCGAGCAAUGGUCCCCACUCAAUUUUAGUCAGACCUGACUCUCAAAAGAACAAUACAGAAAAGCCUGCAAAGUCUGUGCGGUUCCUCACAGAUGAAGACUCCCCUCCUCCAAGGCCUCGGACCUCCUCCUGGUCUUCAGGAAAUCAGAUCCCCACCAACUUCCGACCUGGCCCCCCUCCGUUAGAGGUUUGGGCCCCAUCGCUCACUCUGGGAAGAGAUGGACCAGGUAUCAUUCUCAAGGAAGGAAAAGCUCCUGUUCUCCGGAAGGGCCUUGAAACAGCCAUCUCUGACCUAAAUUCCAACCCACAAAAACCAAUAUCUUCACAGCAGUCCCUGCCAUCUGUAUCAUCUCAGUUUAGCCCCAGCAGACACAGAGUGACCGCAACACAUUUAGCCCAGACGGAGUCUGAGCUCAGUCUGCUUCAAGGAGAGAUCGUCCUCGUCCAUAGACCCCGACCCGACAGACGGAUUCUGGUUACACAGGAGAGCAGUGGGCAGACAGGGUUGUUCCACAGUAGUGUUCUUCAAGCCCUCGAGAGGCUCAGCUGACUGUGUAGUACUACUGAAGUAGUGUUUAUUUGCCAAAUUAUUUUACUAACCUGCUGAACAAAAAGAUGCGAGCUGAGGUCAAAAGGUUAAUGUUGCCAAAUGACAAUCCUAUGAAAAAAGUGUAUAUUUUUGUCUUGAGUACAUAUGAGAGUAAAUGGUUAAAUUCCCCAGAGCUAUAUUUUGUGUCCUUUAACGUGUGUGCAUGUUUGUGACACAUGUACUAUUCUUAUAAGAUUUUGCACAAAAACCCACCUAAUGACUGUUCCUUGUUUAAUACCCAUGUUACAUGCAUUGGUCAGUGCCUUUGUCAAAACCCAUGAACUAUAUUUAAAUAUAUUUAGAGAAAUUAUUAUGUAAAAUACCUGUAAUGCUUAUGUGAUAAUAAACUCCCAGAACAAUA